AUGAUAAAUGAUAAUUAUCAUAAACUUUGGCUUUAUAAUGAUACAUAUUAUGAAAAAAUUAGACUUAAUGCAAAAAUUAAUCUUACAGAUAUUUUAACUAAUGAAUAUAAUCCAAAACCCAUUUAUUGGCAAGAAGAACUUUUACAUCAAUUUUCUCAUCGUGUUUAUCAAGAAUUAUUAUUAAUGAAUAAAAAGAAAGAAGAUUUGAAUAAAUUAUCAAAUGAACAAAUUGAAGAAAUUGUUAAUGAAACUAUUAAAUAUUGGACUUUAUUUUUUAACACAAGACAUGAAAAUACACAACUUGUAAAAACUGGGUUAUAUGAAUUUAUCAAUAUGAUAAAUAAUCAUUUUACUACUAUUUGGAAUUAUCAUGAUGGAUAUAUUGAAAAAAUAAAAAAAAGUUCAAAAUAUGCUGUUGAAAGUAUUGUAACAGAAAUCUAUAGUAGAAAAUAUUAG
Messenger RNA from Cetraspora pellucida, 456 nucleotides. Lineage: Eukaryota; Fungi; Glomeromycota; Glomeromycetes; Diversisporales; Gigasporaceae. The record is from the annotation of a GenBank genome assembly.